GGGAUCGCCAUCAACUGUCAAGGCUUGACCCGGGUCUGGCUUGGCCCAGGUCAGUGAGUCCCCGAAGGGGGUCGCCACUAUCGUCGUUCUCUUGCUCUUGCUCCUGCACUUGCCUCUGCUCAUGUGAGUGCUUCUUCUCCUGAGAUGUCCCUUCCCCUCUCACAUCCAUGGCGUCCUCUGCGCAGGCAUUUUGUGGUUCCAGGCUCAGGAAGAGGCUGAGCCGCAUCCGGGAGCCUGGCAGUCGGGCUUCGGGAAGCGAUGGCGUGUGGCUGCUGCUGCAAAGUCAGUGUGCUGCUGAAGCUGUGGACAUUGUCGGGUGUGGUCGUGGCGCUGCUGGCUGGUUUGUACGUCAAGGAGCUCGCCAUCUUUCGGGAGAAUCUGUCCGGCGUCCAGUGGGUGAAUUGGAUUGGCGAGUACGCGUGUGGUCCAUCUAUCGCCAUAGAGCGGCCGAAGUCAACAGAGGAGCUCGUUUCCGCUGUCAAGAGAUGGCCCUCGGUGCGUGCGGGGGCCACUGGCCACAGCUUCAAUUUCAUGGGUUGCCCUGCCAGCUCGAAGGGCGCAGUGGUGGACAUGAGCGGGUUUGUUGACGUCAAGGUUGACUUGACGCCCUACAGCGGCAAGUACGGGAACGUCAAGUACUACAUGACCGCAGAGGCGGGCAUCAAGAUGGGCAACUUGCAGAACGCCCUCUUCGCACGAGGGCUGACCCUGCGCGUGCCUCCUGGGAACUCCGCCUACACCCUCGGCGGCUGCAUCGCUACCGGCUGUCACAACCUCGGCCAGAGCCACGCCCAGGACUUGCUCGCGGUGACCUUUGUCAUGCACAAUGGCACUAUUCGGGAGGUGACACGGCGGGACCCCGACUUCGACGCCGCCGCCGUCUCGCUGGGCCGCCUGGGCAUCAUCCUGAGCGCCACGCUGGAGGUGCAUCCGUACCGGUCACUGCUCUGGGAGGCGGAGCAGCUGGAGAUGCCAGCGGUGCCGCAGAUCCUUAAGACCUUGCAAAACAUGACCAAACGCAUGACGUCCCAGGAGACUGUUGGCAACAAGCUCGUGUUCUACCUUGCGACAAAGGUCAUGAUGAUGGAGCACUGGAUCCCCACAGGCCGCGGUGCCGACGUAGAGGAGGCCGGGCAGCCGCUCAAGCCCUACCUCAACACGCAGCCCUUCCGCGUCGGGCAGGGGCCCGUCAGCAAGGCGCUGGACGCCGCGCGCAGAUUCUUCUUCGGGUCGACGCCGCUGGAAGUGCUGAGCGCUCUGCAGGUUCCCGCCGAGACGGGCUUCCGCAUGCUCCACUCCUCCCCGCUGCUGGCCGGGGUGCGACAGGCGCUCGGGUGGCAGCACUCCCCGGAGAACCGGGGCGAGGGGACCUCGCGGCCCACCGGCAACCAGUUCACCUGGGCGGGAUGGAUCGACGAGGUCAUGAAUCUCGCGAUGGGCCUCCGGCAUGUCGAGGUGAUCUUCCCCCUGGAGCCCAUGGAGACGGCCGCAAAGUGCCUCGAGGCUGUCUUUGCUCACAGGCACCUCGCCUGGUGGCGGCUGAACGUUCGCACGAUGGCUGCCGAGGGUUUCUAUCUCUCCUCGACGCACUCGUUCAAGCCGGCUGAAUCCAUCAAGGAAGACUUCUUCUUGCGCGUAGACUUCGUUGGCCCGGGCUCGUUGCUGGACAUGCCGUCGGGGGAGGCCUCCCUGACCGCCCAGCUGCGGCAGGUGUGCCCGGGCUGGCGGAAGCACUGGGGGAAGGGCCUCUUCGCGACGUCGGCGGAGGAGCGCUGGGGGAACCCAGAGGCCUUCCUCGAGGCGGCGGAGGUGUCCCGCGCCGCGCCCGGGAAGCCGGCGGAGCUCUGCCGGGGCAUUCGGCCCCCCGUGGAGCGACGACGGUGGCUAUCGGCUGCGCGGACGCUCGCGCGCGAGCUGCCCCGCGCAGAAGAGAGGUUCGCUCGCAUGGGCCUCCCGCGUGGGUCCCUGGCAGCCGCGGCGGCGGCCGCGGUCCAUGGGCUGCUGGCGCUAGGGCUCUGGAGCUCGACGCCCGCGCCUGCUUGCCCGCAGCCGGUGUGCCCGGCGCCAUUCUGCCCGGCGCUGGUCUGCCCCGACUGUGUGUCGGUGGCCGGCGCGCCCGACCCGGGGCCGCCGGGUGGCCCUGCGGCUCUCGGCCUGGGCGAGGUGCCCGAGGAGCUGGCGGAGAUCCGCUCGGCGGCGCUUCGCCUGGAGGAGCAGCUCGCCUUGGUGCAGGCGGCGCUGGAGGCCGCUUGGAACGCCUGGAAGUACCAGCUGUUCUCCUCCAGCGGCCUCGUCGUGCCGGAGGAGGAGCUUAUGCGUGAGAUGAAGCCGGGCAAGCGGUUUGCCCUUUGGUAUGAGGACGACACUUACUGGCACGAGCGGGUCGCGCUGGCGGAGGUGCGGCCAGGGGUGUGGAUCAUCACCACUCCCGAUGGGCAUCGCUACUCUGAGAAUAUCAGGUGCCGCCGGGGUACCUCAGGCGCGGUGCAGGCGGUGCAUCUCGUCCCUGAUGCCGAGCUGCUGGAGCCGAUGAAGGGGCACUUCUACCGGUUUCGCACCGCGUUCGACGCCGCGGACCUGGUGGAGCAGAUCAAGCUGGCUGAGGGCGAGUCCUAUGGCAUCACUCGUCGUCGGCGGCCGUCGCCUGAGGCCAUUGCCCUGUGGGACGGGAGUGAGGUCGAGUAUCAGGCGCUGAUGGACUCGGACGGGGCGCAGCUGGUGCCCUUGGCUGGGGACGACGGUGAGGCGAGGCCUGCUGUCGCGCCGGGCGCCGCGGCUCUGCCGCUGGCCGCGGCCGCUGGCCCGCCGCCGGACGUCACCUGGCUCAUCGUCGACCCGCUCCACCCUGAUUUCGGUCGGGAGCGCCAUCCUGCUCCAGACGCCGAGAUGGCAGGUGACUACGCCAUGGCGUUGGACGUGAGUCGGCGGCCGGUGCCAGUGAAACGGGUGCCGAUCGCCGACGUGGCCACCUUCUUGGACACGGUGCACAUGACGGUGCGCAAGAUCCUGGACGAGGAGGGCGCCGCCGUGAAGGCGGACAAGGGUCUGGAGGGCCGCCUGAGCGAGGCCCUGGACGGCGGCACCAAGACCCCUCCUGCGGGCGAGGACGCGAGGACCUUGUCGGUGAGCUACGACGAGCACGGGGAGCGGCACAAGGACUGGCGAUCGGUCUGCGCCGAGAUCUCGUUCAGCCACUUCAGCGACUGGGGGAAGCACCACGAGGGGCCGGCGACCACGCUCGCGUUGUUCAAGAACAUCCAGCGCCAAGGGGGAGAUCCUCGCCUGUUCUAUCCCAUAUGGUGCCGGGACGCGGGCGUCAGCCCUCAGGAGCGCACGGGCAUCGAGAUGAAGCUCCUGCUGGACAUCCUGUACCUGAGCGGCUGCUACGACCAGGUCAACGGGCCAUCGUUGGCGAGCAUCGAGGCCGUGUCGAGGAGGGUGUGCCAGAUCAUCGAGGCGCACUCCGCUGGCACUCCUGGCCGCGCGAACUGGGAGGGCGUGAAGCACUUCAUGCCUCUGGCCAACUCGGCCUCGGCGGCGCCGCCGGAGCUGCGCUCGCAUGCCCACCGCCGCGCGAAGGAGGAGGUGGAGAUCGAGAACAUGCGCAUGAAGGCGCGCGGGCUGCAUCCGGGCGCCGGCGCUGAGGGCAGUCAACCUGUCCUUCCUGGCGCAGGGGCGAUGCUCGGGGCCGGCGCCGACCGUGGUCGAGUCGACGCUGGAGGCCCAGACUCGGUGGCAGGUGACAGCCGUGUGAGGCGCGUUGCCAUGCUGCCGCUCUUUCCAAUUCCCCUCUCCCCGGCACCUGCCGUGCCCAGCGGACGUGGCCGACAGGCUUCUGGCCUGCGAGGCCAUUUGCGGAGACUGAAUGCUGAUGUCAACGCAACUGUGAACGCUUUGAAUUGGAUGGCUGGGGACCGGCAUCGCCCCGAGUACGGGCCGCCGCGUACCUCAGAGCAGGCUAGUGUGCAUGCGCGCGUCAGAGACCGGAUCUCUUCCCUUUUGACCUCAGGCGUCGCGAUCCCUAGCCGGCGAGCGGCUUUUCUCGAGCUGCUGCGCGGCCGGGCUGUGUGCGAUGCAGAGCCCGGUGGACACAACCUUGCCAGUUUCUCCAAUGUCUCCUCUGUGAGCCUGCCUGACAGCCUCGUCGGCGCCCCUUCGGUGCAGGAGGUUGUGGGCCCAGAGGCGAGCCAAUUCUCGGAGCAGAACUACGAGCGCAUGCUGCGCACCUCGACGGACUUUUUGGAGCGACAGGAGUCGCUGCCCUCUAUAACUCCCUAUUGGGACCCUGUGCUUUCUCGCAGCCGCCGCGAGUUUCUGCGGCCGGUGCGGGCGCUUCUGCGGAUUGGACUGGUCACGCUUUUGCCAGCUGGUUCGGCGCAGGAGCACGUCGGUAUGUUCUUUGUGAAGAAGGGCGAGAAGGGGGGGCUCGUCUUGGAGGGCUCCGGGAUAUGUCACUACAUCUACGUUGACAAUCUGGGUGUUCUCUCUUGUGAUCCCUCUCAUACCUCGUCCGUCCUGUCCGACGCGGCGGCUCGUUUCGAGAGCGUUGGGCUCGUGACCCACGAGCACGAGGUGAGUGCCGCUUCGUCGAAGGCCCUGGGGACCCACAUAGACCUCGAGGGCCUUAGAGUUUCUCUUGCGCCCGCUCGACUGUGGAAGGUGCGCCAGGGUGUUCUGUAUGCCUUGUCGUGUCGGAAGCUGUCUGGACGUGUCUGGGAAGUGCUGCUGGGCCACCUCACCUUCUGCGCGCUGAUCAAUCGUAGCAUGAUGAGUGUCUUCAGGAGUAUCUAUGCCUUCAUAAAUAAGUACUACGCUACCCCUAUGCCGCUGUGGGACACCGCUAGGCAGGAGAUGCUGACCGCUGCCUCCCUCCUGUUCCUGAUGGAUGCCUCGUGGACGCUGCCCUGGUCCCCUGGUGUCGUGGCCACGGACGCUUCGGAGGAGGGGUUCGGGGCCACCGUCUCAGAGUGGGGCCCUCAGGACGUCUCGGAGGUGGGGGGGAUCCUGGAGAGGGGCCGCUUUCGGAAGCUUCCUGGAGUUUCUGCCCGGUCGAGGUUUUUCGGGAGUCUUGAGGAGCUUGGAUCUGAGGCGGACGAGGGGGAGUUCGACAGGCCGUAUGAUGUGGACUCUAGCUUCCCGGAGGUCCCCCACAAGCUGCUCUCGCAAGCCCACUGGAGUACCCUUCUGGCGGGCCCCUGGAAGUACUUUGACGAGGGCAUUUUCACCUUGGAGGCUAGGGCCCUGGUCCUGGGAUUUCAGGCGCUGGCGAGCGAGUGCCAAGUCAGGAACGCGAGGGUGCUCUUCUUGGUUGAUAACAUGGGGGUGUGUCUAGCCUUCGCUCGGGGGCGCACCACGGACUUCAGGAACCUGGUGACGUUCACGCCGGCGCCCGCGACUGGCAGGGCGACCCGGGCCCGCCGUCUGGCGUCCGGGGACGCGCUGGUGGCGAAGCUGGAGCAGGCCCCGAAGGAGAAGGAGCAACGGACGCUCGACGAGUGGAGCGACGGAGAGGUGACAGACAAGGACGACGAGAGCGACGCGACCUCCGACACCGUGAAGGUUCAAGUGCGGCCGGCUCGCCGAGUGCGAGUCUUGGCGGCCCCGCGGGUCGGGCGAGCGCGCCAGCCGGUGGAGGCGAAGCGGCUGCAGGGGCUGGGUCUUCUGCCGCUGGAGUCGAGCGCGGUUCAGUGGAAGACGGAGACCGACUACUACGACGCGGUGAACGCCUGGCGGGCUCGAGCCCGCGAGCUGGGCGAGCCUCUCGGCGUGGCUGCCGAGGUGGACGCGUCGGUGGCGCGGCAGCUGCAAGAGCUUUUCGACCAAGGCGAGAACCUCAGCAAGGGCGAGAAGCUCGUGGCCGGGCUGGAGCACUUCCUGCCCGAGUUCGGGCGGCAUGGAGGCCUUCAUCUUUCCCGGUGCUACCGGGCUCUGAAAGGCUGGAGACGCCGCUGCCCGCCACGAUCGCGCCGCCCCCUGGCCUUCAGCAUCUGGGCAGCCAUCAUCUGGGAGCUGUGCCGCGCGAACUUCUGGAACAUGGGGGUGUACACGCUGUUCAUGCUGGUGACCUACAUGCGGCCCUCGGAGCCCCUGAAGCUGCUGCAGGGGGACCUUCUCGCCCCGGCGCAUGGGCUCUCUGCCUCGUGGAUCUGCUUCGCCUUCCGGCAGGGGCGGGGAGCGGCGUCCAAGACGUGCGCGACGGACGAGAGCAUCGACCUGAGCUGCAGGUGGGCGCCCUACCUGACGACGGUGGUUGCUGCGCUGCGAGCAGGCGACCCCAAGGCCAAGGUCUUCAACUUCAAGUACAGCAGCUACACGCGCCAGUUCAAGAUCGCCUGCAAGAAGCUGGGGCUGACGGCCGUGCCUUAUCAGGCAAGGCACUCAGGCGCCUCCAUCGACGCCGCCAUGAAGUAUCGCACCCGGGCCGAGAUCAAGAGCAGGGGGCGGUGGAAGGCGGGCAAGUCGGCGCUGAGGUACGACAGCAAGGCCAAGAUUGUCGAGAGCGUCGACAAGCUGAGCGCCUCUUUGGCGUCUCACGUGCACAGGUGCGAGCUCCAGCUCGGGCCCCUUUUGUGCGGCCAGAUCGACCCCUCGGCCAUCGCACCGCCCGUCAUCCCGAGCUCGGCCCGCAGGAUCCUCAAGCUCAUUCGGUACAUCCACGCCCUGGGCAUCCCGUGGGCCGUCGAGAACCCAGCGACAAGUUUACUUUGGUGGGUCCCAGGCUUCAUCCAGUUCGCGAACGAUCCCAAGGUCCGCAUUGCCAAGCUGCGGAACGCUGAUGCCGCUGCCGGCCAGGCAUGCCAGCUCUGUGGCGUCACGCCCGGCACCCUUGUGCAUCGUCGGGUUUGCGAGGCCUCGCUCCCUCCGGAUGGGUGGCCAGAGCUGCCGGAGGCAUGCCAGCACUUGCUCUCCGUGCUCCCAGAGGCCCGGCUGACGUUCCUUCGCACUCGCGGGCUUCUUGCACUUCGGCUGCCACGCCCUGUGCCGCAGGAGGAGGCGGCCGUCCGCUGGUUCACGGACCCUCCGGACGCCACUCGCGCCGACUUGUGCUGGUACACGGAUGGCUCCAUGAAGUUUGGGCCUGUUUGGGAGCUCCGGCGCACUGGGUGCGCGCUCGUGGUCGUGUCCGAGAACGGGGACCUCGUGGCGUACGGCUGCGCCGCGCCUCCGCCCUGGAUCCGCACGGCGGCGGCGGCAGAGCUCUGGGCAGUCAUGCUCGUGCUUACCAUUACCCUCAGGCCGCCGACCAUUCGCACCGACUGCCGGGCGCUCCUCACGGCGGUUGCUGCUGGAACGGCGCAGGCCACACAACCCACACGGAUGCUUGCGCAGGUGUGGUCUCGAGUGUCCACCCUCGUCGACGGUGACAUCUCGGAAUUGGUCUCUGCUGGCAAACUUACGUGGAUGCCUGCUCAUGGCAACCAGACCGUCAUUGGCACGGCCAUGAGGUCUGACGAGCACGUUGUCACGGCGAUUGACUGGAGGGCAAAUCGCCUGGCAGAUGUCCUUGCCAAGGCUGCUGCCGGCGGCCCGCCGCCCUGCGGUCCAGCUUCGGCGCUGUUUGCCAUCGCAGAAAGGUUCGUCGCGCACGAGGCCGCGGUGUUGGGGGCCGUCACAUACGCUGCAAAUCACCACGAGCGCAUCCUGUGCGGACCCGGUGGCGCCCUCAAGCGGGUCAUGGUGCGCGUUUCCGCUGCCGUGCGGCGGCCGCGGGCCCGGCCUCGUGCUGCUGCCGCCCCAGCGCCGCCGGCGGCACUGGCGCAGCCGCCGGCGCUGGUCGGGCACGAGCUGGCCGGCCUGCGCGCGGCUCACGCGCCCGCGGCCCGGCCCCGCGCUGCGCUGGGGGCCCGGGGCAAGGAGCGCGCCGCCGCGGCGCGCGCGGCGUCCGCCGGCCGCGCUGCUGCGGACGCGGCUGCCACGCAGGCCAUCUGCGCGGCGCGGGCCGCUGCCCUGCGGCCGUCGUCGGCACCGCCGGCUGCCGAGCGGCUGGCCGCGCUCCGGGCGAGGGUCCUUGCUCGCGUAGGCGACAAGGGGGCGCACUGCUCUGUGGCGGAGUGCAACCAGGUCGACUUCCUCCCGUUCACGUGCAGGCAGUGCAGCCAGGUGUUCUGCCUCAGCCACUACCGUUAUGCGGACCACAUGCUGCCCCAACGCCGCCGGCAUGGACAACAGGUGGGAGCUCUUAUCGGCGGGACGUCAACUAGGCCGCCUCACCGAUCCUACCGGGCUCGUCCUUGGACUGGGAUCGGUGCAUGCAACAUCAUGGCCAGGCUGACGAUGUGA
Messenger RNA from Prorocentrum cordatum, 8280 nucleotides. The record is from the annotation of a GenBank genome assembly. Lineage: Eukaryota; Dinophyceae; Prorocentrales; Prorocentraceae.